CGGGCAGCUGAGGGUGGUGGUUGUUGGGGCGGGCUGUCUGCCGGAAGCACCGGCGGCGGCGGCGGCGGAUGGAGGCUGAACCGGAGCGAGCGGAGGCGCCACGGCGGAGGCUUGUUGCCGGGGUACUAGAGAUGGGCCGUCGGGCCCGGCAGGAGUUUUUUCCAGAUGAAAAUCCCAUCAGGAAGAGUUCGCAGUCUGCUGCUCUUGGAGAGGGUCCACCACCUAAACCUCCACGCCGGCAAGGAGGCUGGGCAGAUGAUGCUGUACUGGCAUCUACCAAGUCAGGAAGAAAACAUGCAGAAGAAGUAGAAGACCAUCGUCUCAGACAGCAGAGCCUGGAGGCAUCAGAUGAUGGAGGAGACAUUCCUGUGAUCCCUGACUUGGAAGAAGUCCAGGAGGAAGAUCUGGCCAUGCAAGUGGCAGCUCCCCCCAGUGUGCAGGUGAACCGAGUGCUGACCUACCAUGACCUGGACAAAGAUCUAAUGAAGUAUGCUGCCUUUCAAACUUUGGAUGGAGAGGUUGACCUGAAGCUUCUCACCAAAGUUUUGGCUCCAGAGCAUGAACUGCGAGAGGAUGGCAGCUGGGAUUGGGACCAUCUCUUCACAGAGGUGUCGUCAGAACUAGUGACUGAGUGGGAUUUGGGACAGUCUGAGAGAGAGGACCACCUCAGUCUGCCCUAGACCACUGGCACACCAGACAACUCAUACUUGUAUCUCCUGUAAAUAGUUUAGCACUUUAAUUUUCUAUUCACUUGUUUGUAUUUGAGAAUUUGAGACAUGAAAAUAAAUAGGACUUUUUUAUAGGAAAGGUUGGGAGAAGUUUUGGGUAUUUUGUAAUAAUAAUCUUUGUUCUCAAAAGAGAUGAAGAAUUUUAAAUAUAAUAAAAUAUUUACUUUGGAACAGUCACUUCCAUCUCAGUAGGACCUUUACAGGUAACUGCAAUGGGCAAUCUUUACCAAAAUGCAGCUUCUCUGCAGUGGGCCAUCAUACAAUGGAGUGUGGUUUUCAGUGAUGACUAUCAGAGAAGUUUAGGCUAAUAGAUUUGUUUGCCUAGGACAUUAAGAUUACCAUCUUUCUCACAAUAGAUGCCACAAGUUAAUGCCAGGUUAUUUGUUUUACACUUCAUCCAGCAGCCUCCAGCCAUGGCCUGCUAGUUUAACCUCUCUCCUGGAACAUUACCUCUGUAUUGACUGAGAGGAAGCAGCAACACCACUUCUUACAGCACCUCUUUUUUCACUUGAGGUUUCCCAGCUAAAGUCUGACCAGGCCUAACCCCACUUAGCUUUUGCAAUCAGUUGAGAUCACAGCCUGAAUGGAGAUAGCUUCAGGCAAUAGGUAGUUUGCAAUGAAAACACUGUUUAUUCCGUGCAUGUGAAAGAAUGGAGCCUGCUGCUCUGAAACAAGGUAACUCCCUGGUGGGUGUCUCCUUGGAGCCAAGUAAGCCACUCUUAUAGUCAUCUAAAGAAAAACCCAUUUAGCUGUUAAUACCUUACCCCCAAAGAACCUUGGUCAUUAUUCGAAGGAAACAGGAACAUUACUUCUAAAGCAGUGGCCUUCAAAGCCUUGUCCUGUUGGAGGAUCUUGCUAUAUUCUUCUGGGAGGCAGUGCAGGUGCUGGGAGGAAGGCUUGCUGUGCUGCUUUUCUUAACUCAUUUGAUGUAAGAGAGCACUGCAUUACCACUCUUGUACUGACAGCAGGACAGGUCAAAUAACUUACUGUUGAAUUCAGUACUCUGCAAAAUUUCAGAUCAGAGUUGAUGUGCCAAACAAUUCUACCAAUGAGAGAAGCAAUUGGGUACCAGUCUGGGGGCACCAAAAUAUGCAGAGGCUCAUCUGUCUCAAGGAGAGACAAGCUGUUUUUUACAACCAAGAAAACUCCCCUAUAACUAGAAAACGAGGUGAGACAGAAGCUUGGGAGGCCAGUGUAUGGAGAAUAAUCCUGAAGUCUUUCUCUGAGCAAAGAAAGCUGUUUUGGUAUGAAGAGAAACUUCCCAGCUGAGCUAGAGUCUGUUUCUGUGACACUUACGGUUCAAAGAGAAUUUUGAAUGCUUCCUGCAUUCCAGGAAAAACGAAUUCAGCAAACUAUGAUAGUUUAGUAAAUCAGACAAAUCCAACAACUCAGUCUGGGAGGAAGAAAAAUAAUGGAUGCUGUUGGCUCCCCUCAUCUGGCUUGUGGCCCUGGGCAGAGAUGCUCUGGGGUGGGAGGCAGGUGUGCCUGGGACAGGCCUGUGCCCACACUGGGACCUUGGGAGCCCAGCAGAUACCUGGGCAGAGUUUAAGAGUUGGGCUUGAAAAAAAUCACAGCCUCGUUUAAUUUAAGGCAGAAAGAGGAGAAUUUGAUCAUUUAGCUCAGCCUGCUGUAAUACAGGCCAUGGCAAAGUCCAGUGAGAUGUGGCUGAGCUUUGUCUUUCUUUUAGAAAGGCAGGUAGUAUAUUUGAAAGUCUUCCCUGGUUAGUUUUUCUAAUAGAAAAUUGCCCUUAUGGUUCAAAAUCUGCUUUAUUUCUAGACUCAAUUUUUCAGUUUCAUCUUUUGUUCCCUGAGCAUGCUUAUGCUUUUACCUAGUUAAGCAAUGCUGUCAGAUACUUUCUCCCUGCUUCCGUAUUUAUGUGCACUGUGAUCAAGUUGUCUCUUUAAUUUCCUUCAAUAAACUUAAUAGACUGAGA
Molecule: messenger RNA, 2661 nt
Organism: Melopsittacus undulatus (budgerigar)
Lineage: Eukaryota; Metazoa; Chordata; Aves; Psittaciformes; Psittaculidae
Gene: IFT43
Product: intraflagellar transport 43
Exons: 9
Coding region: 69-680 (203 amino acids)
Biological process (GO): intraciliary retrograde transport
Cellular component (GO): cilium; intraciliary transport particle A
Source: RefSeq, a predicted model, not a curated record